This is a messenger RNA of Chaetomium strumarium, 3043 nucleotides long. Its product is annotated as fungal-specific transcription factor domain-containing protein. Gene Ontology annotation, cellular component: nucleus. The record is from RefSeq and is a predicted model, not a curated record. Gene Ontology annotation, molecular function: DNA binding; zinc ion binding. Lineage: Eukaryota; Fungi; Ascomycota; Sordariomycetes; Sordariales; Chaetomiaceae. Gene Ontology annotation, biological process: DNA-templated transcription. Bases 262 to 2691 code for a protein of 809 amino acids. The transcript has 3 exons.
UCACUGCGCACCCACCACCUCCGCGGGGCUGUUAUCGACGGGAAACUUCCCGAUCCGAGGAGCCAGUCGCCUGAUUGCGCCUCCCGUGCGUCUCCGUGGCACCCCGGCAGUGGAACGCCCCAUCCUCUUGGUUCGCUGGGUCGAGGAGGACCGUUUAGCCAGGUUGCAUUCUCGGCGAUCCUGCCGAACGGCAACCAGUUUCCAAGCCAGCCGUACACUUGGUGACGCCGCUGCGAAACGGCCCCCCAAAUUACCUCGGCCAUGUCUACUCCUUGCGCCGUCCCCCGGACGGUUCCCAUUGCCAUUGCGCCAAAACCGCCGCGCUUCCCUCCGAGCCGUCAAAGCAGCCUACACCUCGAUUCGUACCCUGGGCUCCGGAGCGGCUUCGACUCGCCGGACUCGGACUCGGUAAUAAGUGGAUCCUCGGGCCCUUGCGAGGCCUGUCUGAACCGGAGGAGCGAUUGUGUCAUGGGCGACGACGAGGAAAGCUGUGUUGCAUGCUUGGUGGCCGGCACCGAGUGCUCGAUGGUUGACAGCCCACCACCACCACGCAAGCGCAAGCUGAAUGGCGGUGACCUAGAUGGCAGCAGCAGCAAACGAAGUUCUCCUGGCCGCUCUGAUAUCAGGCGGAGACGGCAUCAGCAGCAGAGCGUCUCGUGCACCACGGCCAGCAGCUCGCUCGUCGAGGAUAUGGCCAACUUCGGCGGUCCGACGCUGCUCAAACGCACCCUCGGCCUCCAGGCGGACCGGUAUAGCCAGUAUAUCGGGCCGACCACCGACUUCGAGCCCUCCCUGAUCAACCUCUCCCCCUUUGACCCGCACGACGAGAGCCUCCUAGCACGCGGUACGCUCAGGAGGGUCAGCGACCAAGACACGUUCCUGCUGCUGCCCGACCACAACACGCCGGGCUACGAACACAUCUUCAACGACGCCGACGAGAUCGAGAACAUUGUUGCCCCGCAUGGCCGCAAGCUGAUCGACCUGUACUUCCGGGUCGUACACCCGGGCUUCCCCAUCAUACAGAAGACCGUGUUCCUCGAGAAGUACGAGCGGUCGCACCGCGAGUUCUCGCCUCCGCUGCUCGCCGCCAUUUAUCUCCUGGCCAUCAACUGGUGGGAGCACCACGAGGAGCUCGCGAGCCUCCCGCGGCCCAAUGUGCGCGAGCUCGAGAGGCUGGUGCGGACGACGUUGGCCGACGCCAUGUACCGGCCGAAGCUGUCGACAAUCCAGGCCGGGCUCAUUCUGUCGCAGCGGCCCGAGGGAGACCAAUGGGCGCCGACGGCCCAGCUCGUCGCCAUCGGCCAGGAGCUCGGCUUGCAUCUAGAUUGCAGCCACUGGAAGAUCCCGCCGUGGGAGCGCGGUCUCCGGAAACGGCUGGCUUGGGCGUUGUAUAUGCAGGACAAAUGGGGUGCGCUCGUCCACGGGCGGCCAUCGCACAUAUUCGCCCCCAACUGGGCCGUCCAGCAGCUGAAGCCGAACGACUUCCCGGACGUGGAAUGGGACGAGAACGAUGGCGAAGAGCGCAUCGAGAUCGAGCGCGGACGGGUGCUGUUCGGGCAGAUGGUGCAGCUGUCGCAGAUCCUCGCCGAGAUCCUCGAGACCUUCUACACGCUGCAGGCGGCGCAGGCGGCCACCAACGCGGGCGCGCAGGCCACGCAGCUGAUCCUCUCGCUCGCCAAGCCGAUCCAGCUCAAGCUCAAGGAGUGGUACAGCGCCCUGCCUGCCGUCGUGCGCAUGGACUCGUCCUUCCAGAGCCCCGGCCUCGUCCACCAGCAGCCCAGCCCACGCUUCUCCAGCAUCGGCUACCUCCACCUCGCCUACUUUGCCACCGAAAUCACCCUCCACCGACGCAUCAUCCGCUCCAUGGACACCUCCUCAGCGGCAACAACAACAACAACAACAACAACAACAACAACAACAACAACAACAACAACAACAACAACAACAGUAGGAGGCGGAGGAGGAGGAGGCAGCACGACGCCCACCACCACCAAUCCCGCCGCCACCGCCGCCGCCGCCAUCUCGCCCUCACUUUCUUCCGUACUAACCCCCGGCGGCGUCGGCGUGGAUCCGUACGUGCAGCACAUCUGCCGCAGCGCGGCCAAAGCCCGCCUGAUCUCCGCCAUGGACUUCGUCAACCGCCUGACGCCGUCUCACCUGCGGUCGUUCUGGUACUUCGCCUCCAAGACCAACUUCGCGCUGAUCGGCACCUUUGGCUCGCUGCUGUGGGCGACCUCUCCCGGCCGCGAGGAGGCCGAGUGGUACCGCCGCCGCCUGGCCGAGUACCGCUGGACGCUGUCGGUGUCGUCCAAGCCCGGGGAGGGUAAGGGGCUGACCGAGUUUGCCAUGGGCAUGCUGGACAUUUCGACCGGGUUGUUGAAAAAGCUGCCUGAGAAGCCGAGCCUGAGCAGGAGUGGGAGUGCCGUGGAUAUUGAUGCUGCCAGGCGCCAGAGCUUGCUUGCCCUUGGUGGGACCGGCAAUACCGCCAGUGGGUUGUCGCGUAUGGGGAUGGGGAUGGGUGGUCAUGGGUUUGGUGGUGGUGGUGGUGGUGGUGGUGGUGGAGAAGAAGGACGACAUAGCGCCGAGGCCAGUGUGAUGCAGAGCCCACCGAGCGAGGAGAGCGAGAGUUCGGAGGAGGGGGUGUAUGGCAAUUUCUCGGCCACGGCGGGCAUGGCGGGGAUGGGCGACUGAGAAGGUUUAUAUAUAUUGAUAUCGAUGGUGGUGGUUCGUUCGUCCUCGGCUGGAUGGGCUUUUGCGAGGGAUUCCAGCUGGGAUAUCGCUGGGGAAUCUCAGGUCGAAUCGGGCUGGGAGAGACGCAUAUGAGGGACGCCGGCUAUUCUUUAUUCGCUCUUUUGGCUCGCUGCGGAAAUGUUGGAUAUUUGGCGAUCUCGUGAGCGGAAAAAGAGAAUGGCGGCUGUUGGCGCGGGCAUGGCGUGCCGAGCACGCGAUCUGCUCAACAACCAGUAGCGCGGCGUGUGGCUGAGGGGUCCUGGCCCGGGGCUGGAUGGCGUCAUUUUGUCCUGGGACUGUGUCUGAAAAUCUC